AUCGAGUGCGUCGUAUGUGGUGACAAGAGUUCUGGAAAGCACUACGGGCAAUUUACGUGCGAGGGGUGUAAAUCGUUCUUCAAACGUAGCGUGCGCAGGAAUCUAAGCUACACCUGCCGAGGGAACAGGAACUGCCCCAUCGACCAACAUCACCGAAAUCAGUGUCAAGACUGCCGGCUGAAGAAGUGUCUCAAGAUGGGCAUGCGAAGAGAAGCCGUUCAACGCGGCAGAGUUCCUCCUUCAUCGCACGGAUCUAGCGGCGGCGGCGGAGGACCCGUGGUGGCGAAUGGAUCGCCCCCCCAACACCUACCCCUGAACGGAGCCUCGUACAUUUCCAGCUUUGUCUCGUUGCUGCUGCGCGCAGAUAGUCUAUCCCCCUCGAGAUUUGUGCAGUGUAUGGCAGGAGGCCAGAAUAACCCCAUAAUGGGUAUCGAAGGCAUGUGCGAGCUGGCCUCCCGCCUGCUUUACUCGGCCAUUGAUUGGGCCCGCAACAUACCUUUCUUCGCCGAUCUCCAACUGACGGACCAGGUCGCGCUGCUCCGUCAGGCUUGGAGUGAAUUAUUUGUGCUCAACGCCAGCCAAUGUUCAAUGCCACUGCACGUCGCGACCCUCCUAGCGGCAUCGGGUCUGCACGCUGCACCAAUGGCGGCCGAUCGCGUCGUCGCUUUCAUGGAUCACAUCAGGAUAUUUCAGGAGCAGGUCGAGAAGCUCAAGGCGUUGCAUAUCGACGGUCCUGAGUACUCGUGCCUGAAAGCCAUCGUUCUUUUCACGACAGAUGCUUGCGGAUUAUCCGAUGUCACGCAGGUGGAAAGUCUCCAGGAGAAAACCCAGUCUUCGCUUGAGGAAUAUUGUCGAGCGCAGUACCCUCAACAACCUUCGCGAUUCGGCAAACUACUUCUUCGACUGCCAUCGCUUCGCACCGUGAGCUCCCAGACGAUAGAGCACCUGUUCUUUGUACGUCUUGUUGGAAAAACAUCGAUCGAGACUUUGAUAAGGGACAUGCUAUUGGGGAACUCCUUCAACUGGCCCUACAUGCAGAUUCAGUGA
This is a messenger RNA of Galendromus occidentalis (western predatory mite), 1047 nucleotides long. RefSeq names its product COUP transcription factor 2 (gene svp). The transcript has 5 exons. The record is from RefSeq and is a predicted model, not a curated record. Lineage: Eukaryota; Metazoa; Arthropoda; Arachnida; Mesostigmata; Phytoseiidae. Bases 196 to 1047 code for a protein of 283 amino acids.